AUGCUCGGAUCUACUUUUACCGUGACCCCAAUCGAACGAACUCUGGAGCAGAAGUUCAAUUUCGGAGCCCGAGUGACCGGUGUGGAUCUAAAUAACAUCUCUGACGAGGAUGUCGAUCGUCUAAAGGAUGCUGUCUGGCGUCACAAGGUUAUCAUUGUAAAAGCUCAACACAAUCUGGAUCCCAAAAAGCAAUGGGAGCUAGUGACUCGGCUCGAUCCAAACGCACGCGAUGGUCACAGUCAUGGUGAUCUAAAGACAUUCCGAGCUAAGGGAGGACUUCUCGCACAAGAAAGAGAGGUAGUCGGAAUUCCUGGCGCGGAAAAUGUUCGCCUAAUUGGCAAGGGCUUCCAAGGAGAGAACCACUUUGGAAUUGAAAAUCACACCAUUGAGCGUGGACUCAGCAACGACUUCCAUGCCCUUCCGCCAUCGAUCGCAGAUUUUGAAAGGGGUAUCACACGUUUCCAGCGCUGGCACAUUGAUGCCCCGUUGUAUGGGAAAGAUCCGGCGUGGUUCACUACCCUACGUUGCAUUACGCUCCCCAAAGGACCCGAUGUUACCAUCGAGUGGGCUGACGGGUCAGGCCAAACUAUGAAAUCAUCACCUGGACAGACUGCAUACUUCAGUACUACUCAGUUGUACCAACUGCUUUCUCCGGAGGAACAAGCGCUGGCUGAUCAUAGCUGGGUUGAAUACGCACCAUAUCCAUACAAGUGGGUCGGGAAUUGCAAGGGAAAUUCAAAUGGUCUAGGUCUGGCAGAAGGAGGUGAGCGCUUAACGAUGGAAGAGCUUGGAGAAUAUGAUCCGAGCGCAGUGAAGAAGGUACGAAAUGAAUCUCUCGAGUUCUUUUCCUUCGAAAAAAAGUUUGCUAAACUCACUAUGCAGUACCCUUUGGUCUGGGUGAAUCCUCUUACUGGCGAGAAGGCCUUUCAGGUACAUGGUAUAUGUGCUCAAAAGCUUUAUUUGCGUCGGUCACUGGACGAAGAGCCUCGAGUUAUAGAAGAUAUUACCGAGAUCCGGAAGUUCCUCUUGGAGAUCCAAAAUCGAGUCUUGAAGCCGGAGUAUAUUCUGUUAGCACCAGUCGAAGAAGGGGAUAUGGCUAUUUGGGAUAAUUAUGGACUUUUUCACUCGGCUGUUGACUACCCUAUCAGUAUGGGUCCAAGAUCAAUGCAUCAGGCAAACAUCAGUGGCAGCAUUGGUCCGAAAGGUCCUGUGCCGAUCCCAAUGAUGGCUUAA
This is a messenger RNA of Penicillium odoratum, 1233 nucleotides long. Its product is annotated as TauD/TfdA dioxygenase family protein. The record is from RefSeq and is a predicted model, not a curated record. Gene Ontology annotation, molecular function: oxidoreductase activity. Bases 1 to 1233 code for a protein of 410 amino acids. The transcript has 4 exons. NCBI's taxonomy places the organism in Eukaryota, Fungi, Ascomycota, Eurotiomycetes, Eurotiales, Aspergillaceae.